AUGCAAGAGGCAAAUUGGACUCACGUGUCUGAAUUCAUUCUCUUAGGAUUCUCAGAUCGAUCAGAAGUGCAGAUAACUUUAUUCGUGCUCUUUCUACUCAUUUACUUGCUGACUCUAAUAGGAAAUAUGGGUAUGAUUGUGCUGAUUCAGACAGAUUCCCUCCGACACUCUCCAAUGUAUUUUUUUCUCAGCAAUCUGUCCUUCAUUGAUAUCUGCUACUCUUCCAGUAUCACGCCAAGGUUUCUAUAUGAUCUCCUUGUAGGUAGGAAGGUGAUUUCAUACACUGCAUGUGUAACCCAGAUGUUGUUCUUUGCAAUUUUUGCCACAACUGAGUGCUACCUUUUAGCUGCCAUGGCUUAUGAUCGCUUUGUGGCCAUCUGUAACCCACUUCUUUAUCCAGUCUCCAUGACCAAAAACAUCUGUCUUCAGCUUUUAGCUGGCUGCUAUGUGGCAGGGAUUGUGACUUCAAUAGUCCAUACCAGUGGUACAUUCCGGCUGUCCUUCUGCAGCUCUAAUGAAGUUAACUCUUAUUUCUGUGACAUCCCCCCUUUGCUACGACUCUCCUGCUCAGAUAAUUAUGUAUCCAAGACAGUACUCUUCGUCUUUUCUGCUUUUGUUGUGGUACUGAAUGGAGUUAUUGUUCUCAUCUCUUAUGCUUAUAUCCUUUCCACUAUCUUGAGGAUGCAAUCUUCAACAGGCAGGCAGAAGGCCUUCUCUACCUGUGCCUCACACUUGCUGGCCAUUAUAUUGUAUUAUGGGACACUGACCUUUAUGUACGUUCAGCCUGGAGGACUUGAGGCUGUGGAGCAAGACAAAAUAGUGUCUGUAUUCUACACCAUUGUGAUCCCCAUGCUGAACCCUGCCAUCUAUAGUCUGAGGAAUGAGGAGGUGAAAAAAGCCCUGAAGAAAAAACUGAAUCAGAAAAUCUUUCUUCAGCAGCCCAAGUUGUGA
Gekko japonicus is the source of this 951-nucleotide messenger RNA. Its product is annotated as olfactory receptor 1020-like. Gene Ontology annotation, biological process: G protein-coupled receptor signaling pathway; sensory perception of smell. Gene Ontology annotation, cellular component: membrane. NCBI's taxonomy places the organism in Eukaryota, Metazoa, Chordata, Lepidosauria, Squamata, Gekkonidae. The transcript has a single exon. The coding region runs from base 1 to 951 and encodes 316 amino acids. The record is from RefSeq and is a predicted model, not a curated record. Gene Ontology annotation, molecular function: G protein-coupled receptor activity; olfactory receptor activity; odorant binding.